Sinocyclocheilus rhinocerous is the source of this 2568-nucleotide messenger RNA. RefSeq names its product threonyl-tRNA synthetase 3 (gene tars3). Gene Ontology annotation, cellular component: cytoplasm; mitochondrion. Gene Ontology annotation, biological process: threonyl-tRNA aminoacylation. Gene Ontology annotation, molecular function: ATP binding; threonine-tRNA ligase activity. Bases 70 to 2427 code for a protein of 785 amino acids. The transcript has 19 exons. Lineage: Eukaryota; Metazoa; Chordata; Actinopteri; Cypriniformes; Cyprinidae. The record is from RefSeq and is a predicted model, not a curated record.
AUCGGAUCUAUUAUUUCCGGUCACAUUCCGCUGUUCUCGGUUCGGAUCCCGUCAGCUGUGAGGCUGAAGAUGGCGGAGCGCAUGGCUGCACGUUUGUCCGCUCAGGAGGAGCAGAUCGAGGCGUUGAGUCGUGAGAUCCUCCGCCUGCGGGACGGACUGACCGGCGGGUUCGACUUCAGCACCCUGGCCAGCGGCCCGAGCCUGGACGCGCUGCGCGCCGAGAACGAGAAGCUCCAGUACCGGCUGCUGCACCUCAGCCGGAGCCUCCGAGCCGAGCAGGAGCUGGAGGAGCACAGCCACAACCAGAACCAGAGGAUGAGCGAACCAGAUCAGAACCAGAACCAGAAGCAGAGGACGAGCGAACCAGAUCAGAACCAGAACCAGAGGACAAACACACAGAAGAGCCAGAGCAAGCCUGAAGAACCAAAGGAGAAGAGCCGUCCAAAGCAGAAUGCUGCUCCGUCUCGAUCCAGUGCAUCAGAUGUUCAAGAGAAAAACAAGAAGGAGAAAGUGAAGGCAGAGCUGAACCCGUGGCCUGCAUUCGUCUCUGGUCGUUUGCAGCUUUAUGAGCGGCUGAAGAAGGAGAGCGAUGCUCUUCUGGUGGAGCGGGCGGCCGGCGGUCACUCCAUCAGCGUCCAGCUGCCUGACGGACAGACGCUGAAGGCCACAGCCUGGGUCAGCAGCCCGUAUCAGCUGGCCUGUGCCAUCAGUCAGGCUCUGGCGGACAGUUGUGUGAUCGCGCGUGUGAACGGAGAGCUGUGGGAUCUGGACCGGCCGCUGGAGACCGACUGCAGUCUGGAGCUGCUGCGCUUCGCCCACGAGGACGCGCAGGCCGUUUACUGGCACUCCAGCGCUCACAUCCUCGGCGAGGCCAUGGAGCAGUUCUACGGCGGAUGCCUGUGCUACGGGCCGCCCAUCGAGAACGGCUUCUACUACGACAUGUUCCUGGACGGACAGAAAGGAGUGUCCAGCACAGAGUUUGGAGAUCUGGAGAACAUCUGCAGGAGCAUCAUGAAGGACAAGCAACCCUUUGAGAGACUGGAGAUCAGUAAGGAGACGCUGCUUGAGAUGUUUAAGUACAACAAGUUCAAGUGUCGGAUCCUGAAUGAGAAGGUUUCCACUCCCACCACCACCGUCUACAGAUGCGGCCCGUUGAUCGAUCUGUGCCGCGGGCCGCAUGUACGACACACCGGCAAAAUCAAAGCGCUCAAGAUCUAUAAGAAUUCAUCCACGUACUGGGAAGGCCGUUCGGACAUGGAGACGCUCCAGCGAAUCUACGGGAUUUCUUUUCCUGACGGCAAAAUGCUGAAAGAAUGGGAACGUUUCCAGGAAGAGGCUAAAAACAGAGACCAUCGCAAGAUCGGGAAGGAUCAAGAACUUUUCUUCUUCCACGAUCUGAGUCCAGGAAGCUGCUUCUUUCUGCCGCGAGGAGCUUAUAUCUACAACACAUUGACGGAGUUCAUCAGGGAGGAAUACAGCAGACGUGGCUUUCAGGAGGUGGCGUCUCCAAACAUCUAUAACAGCAAACUGUGGGAGACGUCGGGUCACUGGCAGCAUUACAGUGAAAACAUGUUCUCCUUCCCCGUUGAGCAGGAUGUUUUCGCUCUGAAGCCCAUGAACUGCCCCGGACACUGUCUGAUGUUCGGUCAUCGGCCGCGCUCCUGGCGUGAGCUUCCUCUCAGAUUGGCUGAUUUCGGCGUGUUGCAUCGUAACGAGCUCUCAGGGACGCUGACGGGCCUCACGAGAGUCCGGCGCUUCCAGCAGGACGACGCUCAUAUUUUCUGCACUAUGGAUCAGAUCGAGUCGGAGAUGAAGGGCUGUCUGGAUGUCUUGCGCUGCGUCUACGAUGUCUUCGGCUUCUCCUUCCAGCUGCAUCUCUCCACGCGUCCGGAGAAGUUUCUGGGCGAUAUUGCUGUGUGGAAUCAAGCCGAGAAGCAACUGGAGAACAGCCUGAAUGAGUUCGGAGAGCCGUGGAAGCUCAAUCCAGGAGACGGGGCUUUUUAUGGACCAAAGUCUGCUGCAAUUGGCCAACCUCUUUGCAUAUGUAAUGAGAUCUGUGUGUGUAUGUGUGUGUGUGUGUGUUUGGUCAGGCCGCUGUGGUUGUCUCCACGUCAGGUGAUGCUGGUGCCUGUGAACCCGUCUCUUGAAGAGUACGCCAAACAGGUCUGUGAGCGGUUUGUUGAAGCUGGUUUUAUGGCCGAUGCUGAUUUGGACUCUGGUUGUCUUCUGAACAAGAAGAUCCGCAGCGCGCAGCUGGCGCAGUACAACUUCAUCCUGGUGGUGGGCGAGAAGGAGCGUGCCGCUAACAGUGUGAACGUGAGAACCAGAGACAACAAGGUGCACGGAGAGCAGAGCGUGGAGGAGGUGAUGCAGAGACUGACGCUCCUCAGACUGUCCCGCUGCCGCUGCGCCGAGGAGGACUUCUGAGAGGAACGGCUGGAGACGGGACGGAUGAAGGGAAAAGAGGAUGCUCUGUGAAUGGAGGGUUGUGUUGUGUUAGUUGGCUGUUAAAUGAUGGUUUGGUGUCGGAGUUCUGAAGGUUUGCAAUAAAGGCUCGAAGAAUCACCA